Exaiptasia diaphana is the source of this 1487-nucleotide messenger RNA. RefSeq names its product putative Dol-P-Glc:Glc(2)Man(9)GlcNAc(2)-PP-Dol alpha-1,2-glucosyltransferase. The record is from RefSeq and is a predicted model, not a curated record. Bases 1 to 1416 code for a protein of 471 amino acids. Lineage: Eukaryota; Metazoa; Cnidaria; Anthozoa; Actiniaria; Aiptasiidae. Gene Ontology annotation, cellular component: endoplasmic reticulum. The transcript is spliced from 2 exons. Gene Ontology annotation, biological process: dolichol-linked oligosaccharide biosynthetic process; protein N-linked glycosylation. Gene Ontology annotation, molecular function: dolichyl pyrophosphate Glc2Man9GlcNAc2 alpha-1,2-glucosyltransferase activity.
AUGGCKGACAAAGGGUUCAGUUCGAUUGUCGUUGCUUUGUUUGCAAUUUCUGUUGGAAUUCUUCACCUUUUCCAGAGUGCAGAGCCUCUCCCAUACUUAGAUGAAAUAUUCCACAUCCCACAAGCGCAAAAAUACUGCUCGUAUAGAUUUGAUGAAUGGGAUCCGAUGAUUACAACUCUCCCAGGACUCUAUCUCUUCUCGUUUGCCUUGAUUCGUKUGAURUCUGCWGUGUCUCUGACUAAUAUUGAUUCACUGUGUUCUGUAUGGUGGCUUAGAUCUAUUAAUGUACUAUUCAUGGUUGGAAACGCAAUCAUUUUGCUGCGAAUAUUAAGACGUGUUCACUYCUAUCAACAUACACCAUCAUCAAACRAGGUAACRUCAGCUAAAAGCUUAGAAUCCAAGACCCCCGACAGCACUAAAAUAAAGCUGACAGCUUUGUCGUUGUGUACGUUCCCAUUAUUAUACUUCUUCACCUUCCUGUUCUACACUGAUGCUGGGUCAACKUUCUUUGUCUUAUUGAUGUAUUACUUGAGUCUCACUGAACAGCACAUCCCGGCAUCCCUCGCUGGAGUAGUUGCUAUCAUAUUCAGGCAAACCAAUGUUGUAUGGCUGGUCUUUGUUGCCGGGACAACCAGUGUACGACAUUUACAACCGCUGAUGCCGAAACAAACCUCUGGGACACUCUCAGAAAUCCUGUCUUUCGUAAAGGCUUUUCUUGUCAACUUUAUCGUCAUGUUUAAAGUUCUUUUUGGCUAUGGAGCUGUAGCUCUAGGUUUUGCAGUGUUUGUGGUUAUUAACGGUGGUGUUGUCGUCGGCGACAGAAGCAGCCAUACUGCCUGCUUGAACAUACCUCAGUUGUUUUACUUUAUCGCUUUCACUGCUGCUUUUUCCUGGCCUUUGCUCAUCGACGGAAUUCCUCAACUUCUCAAGAAUGUACGAAAUAAGAUGUUUUUCUGUGGUUUUAUAUUAACACUGUUCAUAUCAGAACUUGCAGUGUACAAAUUCACCUAUGUUCACAAGUAUCUUCUGGCUGACAAUAGGCACUACCCUUUCUACGUCUGGCGUAAAUUGUUCGCUCGUCAUUGGUCAGUGAGGUAUUUACUGGUGCCAUGCUACCUAGUGAUUGGYUGGUUGAUAAGGCAUAAGCUUUCUMUACAACAAUCAGCAUUAUGGCAGUUAGUCUAYUGGAUCUGUGUAAGUGCAGUUCUAGUGCCUCAGAAAUUGCUCGAAUUUAGAUAUUUCAUUUUGCCAUAUAUAAUGUAUCGUAUUCAUGUUCCAGUAAGCAGUCCGCGUGUGACAUUACUUUUAGAGUUAGUUUUGUAUUUAAUCGUCAAUGUUGUUACGAUUCAUUUGUUUUUAAACAAGCCGUUUAUAGGGGAACACGAACCCAAUCAGCAACAGCGAUUUAUGUGGUAACAAACCUCUAAAGACUACUGGAAUAAUUGUCAAAAACUGAGAUAAUUAAAAUAAAACACUCCUACCUUUUU